UUGGACGCAUGCGCAGUGCCAUCAGUAGCGAGUGGAUGCAAAGUGAACGUUAGCAGUGCAAAGUACGUGGCACAAAACUUUAGACAUGGAGGUAGCCGCGCUGUUCGCAUUGACUUUGUUACUGGGUGCACUGGUCAUUCUGGUCGCAUUAGCGGUGGGCAGACGGAAAGAAGAAAUAAGAGAGGAAAUACAGCAAGCGGCGGCGGAGUUUGCCGCUGAAGGCAGUGCUGUGAAGGGUGCUGCAUCGAAGAAACCGAAACAGGAGAAGCAGCGCAGCCGUAAAGAAAAAGCUUCACAGCACACUUUUAGUCAUCGGUUGUUGGCAUCCUCACUGAAGGCCCACAGUGCAAACGUGACAUGCCUGGAUUUCAGCAGUAACGGGAAGUACCUGGCGUCAUGCGCCGACGACCGCACAGUCCGGAUCUGGAGCACCAAAGACUUCUUGGAUCGGGAACACAAGUGUCUGAGGGCCAAUGUGGAGCUGGAUCACGCCACGCUAGUCCGCUUCAGCCCAGACUCCAGGGCGUUCAUCACCUGGUUGGCCAAUGGAGAUACCAUCCGAAUCUUUAAAAUGAUCAAAAAGGAGGAUGGUACCAUGACGUUCAAAGCCGCUCCUGAGGACUUCCCACAGAAACACAAGGCCACCAUCCUCAACAUUGGCAUUGCAGAGACAGGCAAGUUCAUCAUGAGCGCCUCCACUGACACCAGCAUCCACAUCUGGGACCUGAAAGGAGAGGUACUGGCCUCCAUCAACACUAACCAGAUAACCAAUUCUUAUGCUGCCGUCUCCCCAUGUGGCAGGUUUGUAGCGUCAUGUGGCUUCACUCCUGACGUGAAGGUGUGGGAGGUUUGCUUUGGGAAGGGAGGAGAGUUCAAAGAGGUGGCGCGAGCUUUUGACCUGAAGGGCCACUCUGCAGGAGUUCACGCAUUUGCCUUCUCCAAUGAUUCUCACAGAAUGGUGACCGUGUCCAAAGACGGUACGUGGAAGCUGUGGAACACAGAUGUGGAGUACAAAAAGCAGCAGGACCCCUACCUGCUGAAGACGGUCCCCUGUGCGUCAUCUGAAGGUAGCCGGGUGGCUUUGUCUCCAGACGGCCGCGUGGUGGCCAUCAGUGACGGCUCUAACGUGGCGAUGUACAACGCUGCCAGCGGCCAGCUGGAGGAGGAGAUGCACGGCGUCCACAGCGAGGACAUCAACGACCUUAGAUUUGACAUUAACGGACGGUUCUUGGUGUGCAGUGGCGAUAAAGCCAUCAGAGUGUUUCACAACGCCCCGGGCUACCGGGCAGCCAUCAGAGACAUGCAGGACAUGCUGAAGAAGGCCCAGAACGAGGCCAUGAAGCAGAGACUGCAGCAGCAGAUCAAAGAGGCUCAGAGCACCCUGGACACUGUGCUGGCUGCUCCCACCGAAUGAAAGAACCCAAAGAAAAAAACACUGAUUGUGAUGGUGUCUCUUUUACCUCAACGCCCCCUCUGCCAAUAAAUCAUCCGGUCCAGGAAUCACACAAUUUGCAUGCAGUUUUAAUAACAUCUUUUUAUUGAAAAAUAAAUGCUUUGAGUUCAGUUCUUUUUGUCCCAUUUCAAUAAUGUCUAAAGUGGAUCUCUGCUGUGGCUGUUUGUUAUAUUUGCCUUCUGCAGCUUCAAUUUAGUCCUGUUCCACUCAGAAACAUAUUUUUCCUUCUUGUUCCUUCACUUGAUGUUUGAGCUUCACUGUGCAGAAAGAUGUUUGUGCAAUUUGACAGUAAAGGGCUGUUUUCACA
Messenger RNA from Centropristis striata (black sea bass), 1760 nucleotides. It is a transcript of the gene tbl2, whose product is annotated as transducin beta like 2. Gene Ontology annotation, cellular component: endoplasmic reticulum. Gene Ontology annotation, biological process: endoplasmic reticulum unfolded protein response. NCBI's taxonomy places the organism in Eukaryota, Metazoa, Chordata, Actinopteri, Perciformes, Serranidae. The coding region runs from base 86 to 1414 and encodes 442 amino acids. The transcript is spliced from 7 exons. Gene Ontology annotation, molecular function: protein binding. The record is from RefSeq and is a predicted model, not a curated record.